Molecule: messenger RNA, 390 nt
Organism: Rhizopus microsporus ATCC 52813
Lineage: Eukaryota; Fungi; Mucoromycota; Mucoromycetes; Mucorales; Rhizopodaceae
Exons: 3
Coding region: 1-390 (129 amino acids)
Source: RefSeq, a predicted model, not a curated record
AUGGCAACAAGUGAUAAUCUAAACGUUUUAUCACAGAGAUAUCAAGAGCUUCGACAGAUAUCUAGAAGCUCCGGUAGGGAUUAUGAUGAAAAAUACCAAGUGAUGAAGGCUCUUGGUGAUCAACUAGGCUUACCUGGCACUCCUGCAGCUGAAAUAUUAUCAAAAUUUGGUAAACCGGAUGAAAUGACUCCUUCUCUCGGACAGGGACAAGCUUCUGUUGCGAUGAUGCCAGGUCCGGUUAUCCCAGGAUCAGUUACGGCUUCUUCAGGUGAAGGUAGUGGACAACCACCAUAUUAUUUUGUGUAUUAUUUGAUUCCAAAGAAAGAGUAUCUCUAUUUUAAGGUUGGAAGUAUACUUUAUAAUCUGCGUAAGGCUAAUUUUGUUGCGUGA